GUCACACUGAGCCGAAAGAUUGUUGACGUGUUGCUGCUGCGUGUCACUCAGCAUUUUCAUAUUUCACCCCCACAGGCCGGAUUUUGCAUUUUAACGGGGAACGGGACUAGAACAGGAGCAUGGCUGAGGAAGUGAUUGGAACUGUGAAGGAGACCAUCAAGGGCAUCUUUGAGAAUGUUAGCGCGCCCAAGAACGAGUCGGCGCCGGUGGAGAAGAAGCCAUCCACUCCGGAGGGCAUGGCGGUUGCCUACGGCAGCCUUGUGGUGAUGGCCAUGUUGCCGAUUAUCUUCGGUUCCAUACGGUCCGUCAAGCUGCACAAACUGAAGAAGUCGACGGGCGAAAAGGCCGACACGAUGACCAAAAAAGAUGCCAUGUACUUCCCGCUGAUAGCCUCGGCGGCACUGUUCGGCCUGUACCUGUUCUUCAAGGUCUUCCAGAAGGUGCACAUCAACUACCUGCUCACCGGUUACUUCUUCGUUCUGGGCGUGAUUGCGCUGGCGCACUUGCUUAGUCCGGUGAUGAACUCCCUGAUGCCGGCAGCCGUGCCCAAGGUACCCUUCCACAUCCUCUUUACCAAGGGCGAGGGUAAACACAAGGAGGACAUCAUCAACUAUCGAUUCUCCACCCACGACAUCGUCUGCCUAGUGAUCUCUUCCGUCAUUGGUGUCUGGUACCUGCUGAAGAAGCACUGGAUUGCCAACAACCUGUUUGGCUUGGCCUUUGCCAUUAAUGGUGUGGAGAUGCUGCAUUUGAACAACUUUGUUACCGGCGUGAUCCUGCUCAGCGGACUGUUCUUCUACGACAUCUUCUGGGUGUUCGGAACUAAUGUGAUGGUCACCGUGGCCAAGAGCUUCGAGGCGCCCAUCAAGCUAGUUUUUCCCCAGGAUCUGAUCGAGCAUGGCCUGAACGCAUCUAACUUCGCCAUGCUGGGAUUGGGAGACAUCGUCAUCCCAGGCAUCUUCAUCGCCCUCCUCCUCCGUUUCGAUGACAGCAAGAAGCGAAAGACAAGGAUCUACUUCUACUCCACGCUGACUGCCUAUUUCUUGGGUCUGCUGGCCACCAUCUUUGUGAUGCACGUCUUCAAGCAUGCCCAACCGGCGCUACUCUACCUGGUGCCCGCCUGCAUGGGUACUCCCCUGCUGGUGGCCCUCAUCCGCGGCGAGCUGAAGGUGCUUUUUGCCUACGAAGAUCAUCCCGAGGAGAAACCGGAAAAGGAGAAGAAGAAGGAAAAGGAAGAGGGUACCACCUCGUCCAGCAGCAAAAAGAAGGAAUCCAAGAAGGCCAAGUAGGGCUAGGCGUUGGGACUUUACCGAACAACAUCUCCAUUCUUUCCAUCCAUCCUGUCUUCUCCAGCUAGCCAAGAAUCCUUUUUGUUAUCACUUCUACACAUCUUCCUGUCCCACAUCCUUCGUACAAUCCGUACGCCAUACACUGCUAUAAAAGACGAAUCGCUUUUUUGAGUUAUUUACGUUCCUUGGCCAGGCACAACAAAAACCUUAUUUAGUUAUUCGAUUAGGAUACAACUGUAGAAAAUUAAUUUGUCAACUUUUUUACACGAUUUAAAAAAAAAUUAAUUGCUUAGACACCUAUUAAUUUAUGUAACUCCCAUGCAUGGGAGGAGUACAUUUAAGAAUGAUGUUUAAAUACAAAUAUAUUCCAAUUUUUGAGACUCAA
Drosophila bipectinata is the source of this 1674-nucleotide messenger RNA. RefSeq names its product minor histocompatibility antigen H13. The record is from RefSeq and is a predicted model, not a curated record. Lineage: Eukaryota; Metazoa; Arthropoda; Insecta; Diptera; Drosophilidae. Gene Ontology annotation, cellular component: cytoplasmic side of endoplasmic reticulum membrane; lumenal side of endoplasmic reticulum membrane; membrane. Gene Ontology annotation, molecular function: aspartic endopeptidase activity, intramembrane cleaving. Gene Ontology annotation, biological process: membrane protein proteolysis.